Amphimedon queenslandica is the source of this 1352-nucleotide messenger RNA. RefSeq lists its product as uncharacterized. Lineage: Eukaryota; Metazoa; Porifera; Demospongiae; Haplosclerida; Niphatidae. Bases 14 to 967 code for a protein of 317 amino acids. The record is from RefSeq and is a predicted model, not a curated record. The transcript has 2 exons.
AGAAAGAUAUGGGAUGAAUGAGGAAGAUACUAAACAAGCUUUGAGAUAUUUCCAUGAUGUAAGUCUCAUGUUAUAUUAUCCAGAAGUUACAAAUGUCGUCUUCAUCGAUUCAAAGCCAGUCCUCGAGAUUCUCUCACAAUUAUUAGCUCUCACAUACGUUGAUGAUGACAAUGCUUUAGUUUCAAUUUUAGACAAACCUCUUCCUCUCAAAGUUACCAAUAAUCUCAAGGAAGGAUUCUUCAAUGAAGAUAUUUUUGAGCAUUUGAAGUUAAAGUCUGUCAUAUUUUCCCUACCAGAGUUCCAGUUGUUUGACCUAAUCAGACUCCUCCUUUAUCUUAACAUCAUCAAAAAACUACAAGAUGAACAAAAGGGACACUACUUCAUUCCUUAUGCUCUUCCUUCAUACAAUGAACCAGUUUCAAUUAAGGAGACUAAUGCUAAGCCACUUGUUAUAGUCUGGAGGGAAGAGAAGAGUGAAGAGAUCCUACCCGUUCCUACAGGAUUGUUCCCUUUAACCAUUGUAUACCUACUCAACCAGAAAGAACACAUUACUAAAAUCUCUCCAUCAACACCAGAGUAUCAUAAAUUUCGAGAUGCCAUGUCCCUCAAGAUAACAAUCACACGAAAGCAUACACUUCACCUCAUCAACCGUUACACUCAUAUUGAGGUGUACUUUACUGGUCCUACCCAGCAUUGUCCAUUAGUACGUAAGCUACUCACAACAGCUAUUGAUAAUAGCAGUGAUGCUAUGCACCUCAAGCAUAAUUACGUCAAUGCAUUUGCUUGCCCUUACAAUGAGAGUUGUUAUUGCAUCGUAAAUGAAGGUUAUAAAGUAGCUGAUUGUACAGUUUGUGGUGAAUCUCCUGAUAUUGGCAAUGACUAUUGGAUGUGGUUUACUGAUGCACAAGGUAUGUGUAUAAUAAUAAUUAUUAUUUAUAGUUUAUCACUUGUGUAUUGGACCUGUUGAGAGUAACAUUGGAACACAAAUAAAACAAGUUAAUGAUCCGUCAUUGGAUGAAAACUUGCUAGAGAAGAAGCCACUAAAGAGUGACCUCCUUAGGUUAUUUAAAGGUUCUGCUGUUCAUUAUAUGGUCAUUGGUACUGCACUUGAUGUUGAAGUGAAUGAUCUGUUACCUAAUCCACAGUCGACCACUAGUAAUCUCAUACUAGUGUUCCAGAGAUGGAUAGACUCUAAUAAUGAUGUGACCUGGAGGAACAUACUUGAAGUUUGUGAAGAUUAUCCAGGUGAACUUGGUAAAGCAAAAUCUGAUGUGGAGGGAUUCUUGUCAUCAGAUAGAGCCCGUAAUAAAUAUAAGUAACAAUACAUUUCCAUUUUCCAUUGAUUUUUGAUU